AUGGAUCCCAAUCCAUUCCCUCCACCCGCAAGAGGAAGGAGAGGCAGAAGGGGAAACUACCCUUUUGCUAACAAUGACAGGAACAGGCAGGGGGCAAAUUGGAGGAACCACCCAGAUUUGGAAGAACAUAGGGAAGAAGUUCUGCCUAGGCCAUAUAGGGCGGAACCCAGGAUUGACUACGCCCAACCAAAACAGGGGCAAAAUCUCCUCCCCAUUAAUGCUUUAAAUGACGUGGGGGCAUUGCAAAGGAUGAUUAGAGAAAUGAGGGAGCAUGAAGCCAGAAUAGGAGAAAGGCCCACCUAUAAAAAGCCAUACCUAGCUUACAUUGAUUAG
Molecule: messenger RNA, 333 nt
Organism: Prunus armeniaca (apricot)
Lineage: Eukaryota; Viridiplantae; Streptophyta; Magnoliopsida; Rosales; Rosaceae
Source: the annotation of a GenBank genome assembly